AUGAAAACAGUGAAGCGGAAGGACUUUCACAAGCUUGCGCAAGAAGAGCUUCCUGAUGGCAUGCGCAUUGGGAGAGUUGAUUCCACGAAGAAUCCCAUACUGAACAAGCGCUUUGGAAUUUUCGGCUAUCCUACUCUUCUUAUGCUGACCGAUGAAGGGAAAGACAUGCGGAGUUACAGUGGCGAUCGCUCAUUCCAAUCGCUUUUGGAGUUUGCCAAAGGAGGUUGGAGAUCCGCUCCCUUGUCAAUGCCUGAGCAUGGCUCAACUUAUACCUAA
This is a messenger RNA of Durusdinium trenchii, 276 nucleotides long. NCBI's taxonomy places the organism in Eukaryota, Dinophyceae, Suessiales, Symbiodiniaceae. The record is from the annotation of a GenBank genome assembly.